CUACUGAAGCGAAGAAGUCAAUACAAGAUCCUGGGGAAAAACAUGAGUCGUCAUCUGUGGACCUUUGCUUCUUUUCUGGUGCCUGUGAUUUUAGGAGUCAUCAUCGUAUACCAGCUCGACUCGUUCGACCCGGUCCCGUACCCCGCUGGCGAGUUGACUCAGGGGAGCCCGGCGGUGGCCCCCAAGCGUAACGCCCGCAUGCACCAAGGUUCCGAGAAGAUAGGAGUUGGUCGGCUGUCGGGGCCGGAGGAUCUAGCUUACGACCCCAAGACGGGUGUGAUAUACACCGGGUGUGCGGACGGGUGGGUCAAGCGAGUCACCGUGAACGAGUUGUCGCCUGCUGACUCGGCUGUGGAGGACUGGGUUAACACCGGUGGCAGGCCGCUCGGACUCGCUCAUGGACUUCACGGUGAAGUCAUCGUAGCCGAUGCUGAAAUAGGAUUACUAAAUGUAACGUCUGACGGCAAAGUGCAGCUGGUGACGGACGAGGCGGAUGGCGUAAAGUUCAAAUUGACGGAUGCCGUAGACGUUGCAGAGGAUGGUAUGUUGUAUUUCACAGAUGCAUCCUGGAAAUACAGAAUGGAGGAUUUUAUUUGGGAUUUUUUGGAAGGAAGACCCCAUGGCAGACUUUUAAGCUAUGAUCCACACACUAAACAGACCAAAGUGUUGGUCAAUGGUUUGUUCUUUGCUAAUGGUGUUGCUGUCAAUCCAGACCAGAGCUUUGUCAUUUUUUGUGAAACUAUAAUGAGGAGGUGUAAAAAGUACUACCUCAAGGGUGAAAAGAAGGGAUCUAUGGAAGUUUUUAUUGAGAAUUUGCCAGGGAUGCCAGACAAUAUUCGUUACGAUGGUGAAGGCUUGUUUUGGAUUGGAAUAGGCAUGGAAUACACAUACGCCUUUGAGCUUAUACAGAGGUACCCAUUAUUGAGGAAGAUUUUGGGAGUGAUGGAAAAGUAUGGAGUGAGGCCAAACUUGGAGAAGAACGGAGGGAUUUUCGUUGUUGAUAUGGAAGGUAACCCAGUUGCUCACUAUCAUGAACAUGAUUUUACACUUGUCUCAACUGGAAUCAAGAUUGGCGAUUAUAUGUAUUGUGGUUUUGUAAAGUAUGGUUUCAUACUUGGCCUCAAUCUUACUCAAAACCCUGCAGUUGCAAGUGAAUAAUAUGGCAUCCAAUAGCAUAUUUCUUUUUUAUUUUUAACCAUUUCACAAUGAUUAUGUUUUGGUUGGAGACUUUUGUACUAUAUUAUAAGAUUUGGUACUCAUUAUAGUGUCUGUUUGCUUUUGCAAA
Ipomoea triloba (trilobed morning glory) is the source of this 1285-nucleotide messenger RNA. Its product is annotated as protein STRICTOSIDINE SYNTHASE-LIKE 6-like. Lineage: Eukaryota; Viridiplantae; Streptophyta; Magnoliopsida; Solanales; Convolvulaceae. The record is from RefSeq and is a predicted model, not a curated record. The coding region runs from base 43 to 1158 and encodes 371 amino acids. Gene Ontology annotation, biological process: biosynthetic process. Gene Ontology annotation, molecular function: strictosidine synthase activity. The transcript has 4 exons.